ACAAACGAAGAACCGCCGAACAUCUGAAAAUUGAAAAUUGCAGCAAGAUGAAAAUACGAAACGAAGUGAAACCGUCUGAUAAGGAGGUGGAAAAGAAAAAGUUUGUCGUACGCAGUGCCGCCGACAUUCAACGGGCCAAGCUGGAGAAACUGAUGAAGAAUCCAGACAAACCCGUCGUCAUUCCGACCUCGAACAAGGAUCGGGACUUUUCCAACGCGAUUCCCUCGUUUGUACGCAACGUGAUGGGCUCGAGUGCGGGUGCGGGUUCUGGAGAGUUCCACGUCUAUCGGCAUCUGCGUCGUAAGGAGUACGCCCGCCAGAAGCAGAUCCAGGAGAAAUCGCGGUCUGAACAGCUGGAUGACGACUUCCAGCAAAAGCUGGAAAACAAUCGUAAGGCUGCGGAGGAGCGCACGGCAAAGAAGCGAGCGAAAAGGCUGAAGAAAAAGGCCAAGCAGAAGGCAAAUCGUGGCAAGAAGCCCAAGAACGACAACGGAGACGACGAGGAAGCUUCUUCGGAGAACAGUGAAAGCGACGAAGACGAAAACGAGGGAGAAAGUCAAAAGUCCGAGACGGAAAGCUCUAGCAAACCGGAAGAAGACCCUGCUGGCGAACAAAAACUAGUGGAGCCUGCACGAGGAGACGCUACAGAUGGUUCCUCUCAACCAGAGGUAGCAUCGAUACAAAAGGAGAACACUGAUAAGUCACCCAAAGAAUCAGCAGAGACUAGCGAAUAGAUACUACACAUUCACGUAUCCGAACAAGCAAGAACGGAUGCCACAGAAUAAGGAACAAAGAAAAAGAGAGAGAAAGGGAAAGGGAACGUAAAUAAUAAAAGUUUAAAUAUAUUUGAACUCUCG
Messenger RNA from Anopheles darlingi, 857 nucleotides. Its product is annotated as PRKR-interacting protein 1 homolog. The record is from RefSeq and is a predicted model, not a curated record. Gene Ontology annotation, cellular component: nucleolus. Gene Ontology annotation, biological process: negative regulation of protein kinase activity. Bases 48 to 734 code for a protein of 228 amino acids. NCBI's taxonomy places the organism in Eukaryota, Metazoa, Arthropoda, Insecta, Diptera, Culicidae. Gene Ontology annotation, molecular function: protein kinase binding; double-stranded RNA binding; protein kinase inhibitor activity. The transcript is spliced from 2 exons.